Prunus avium (sweet cherry) is the source of this 2036-nucleotide messenger RNA. RefSeq names its product serine hydroxymethyltransferase, mitochondrial-like. NCBI's taxonomy places the organism in Eukaryota, Viridiplantae, Streptophyta, Magnoliopsida, Rosales, Rosaceae. The record is from RefSeq and is a predicted model, not a curated record. Gene Ontology annotation, molecular function: glycine hydroxymethyltransferase activity; pyridoxal phosphate binding. Gene Ontology annotation, biological process: tetrahydrofolate interconversion. Gene Ontology annotation, cellular component: mitochondrion; cytoplasm.
AAAUAAUAAAAAACCAACCCCACCCACCGCACUCUCCCUCUCACUACACCACUCUGAAAAAAACACAAACAACAAAACACAGAGAUCACAGCCAUGGCGGCAAUGGCGCUUCGCAGGCUCUCAAGCUCCAUCAACAAGCCACUUCAACCUUUUGUCAAUGGCGGCUCCAUAUAUCACAUGUCCUCUCUGUCCAGCCAAGCAGCUCAGGAUAAAGAGAAAGCUCGUGCUACUUGGAUAAAGCAACUGAAUGAGCCGCUGGAGGUUGUCGAUCCCGAGAUUGCCAAUAUCAUAGAACUUGAAAAAUCUCGGCAAUGGAAGGGGCUUGAGCUUAUACCUUCAGAAAACUUCACAUCACUUUCUGUCAUGCAAGCCGUUGGGUCUGUCAUGACCAACAAGUACAGUGAAGGGUAUCCCGGUGCUAGAUACUAUGGAGGAAAUGAAUACAUAGACAUGGCUGAGUCCCUGUGUCAGAAACGUGCAUUAGAAGCCUUUCAGUUGGAUCCUGCAAAAUGGGGAGUAAAUGUGCAGUCACUAUCUGGAUCCCCUGCUAACUUCCAAGCUUACACGGCAUUGUUGAAACCUCAUGAAAGAAUCAUGGCACUGGAUCUACCUCACGGUGGACAUCUUUCUCAUGGUUAUCAGACUGACACCAAAAAGAUAUCUGCUGUGUCGAUAUUCUUCGAGACAAUGCCAUACAGAUUGAAUGAGAGCACUGGCUACAUUGAUUAUGAUCAGUUAGAGAAAAGUGCCACGCUUUUCAGGCCAAAACUAAUAGUUGCUGGUGCCAGUGCUUAUGCACGCUUGUAUGAUUAUGAACGUAUCCGCAAGGUUUGUGAUAAGCAGAAAGCAAUUUUGUUGGCUGAUAUGGCACAUAUCAGCGGAUUGGUUGCUGCUGGUGUUAUUCCAUCUCCUUUUGAGUAUGCAGAUAUUGUUACAACCACAACUCACAAGUCACUUCGUGGUCCUCGUGGGGCUAUGAUCUUUUUCAGGAAGGGGGUAAAAAAUAUAAACAAGCAAGGGCAAGAAGUUUUGUAUGAUUAUGAAGACAAGAUCAAUCAGGCUGUCUUUCCUGGACUCCAGGGUGGUCCGCACAACCACACCAUAUCUGGAUUAGCAGUUGCACUGAAGCAGGUCAAAACUCCAGAAUACAGAGCUUACCAAGAGCAAGUUCUCAGUAAUUGUUCAAAAUUUGCAGAGAGCUUGCUAGAGAAGGGUUAUGAUCUUGUUUCUGGUGGAACUGAAAAUCAUUUAGUGUUGGUGAAUUUAAGAGACAAGGGCAUUGAUGGCUCAAGAGUUGAAAAAGUUUUGGAAUCAGUUCAUAUUGCAGCAAAUAAAAACACUGUUCCUGGUGAUGUGUCUGCCAUGGUACCUGGUGGCAUACGCAUGGGAACCCCAGCUCUAACAUCUAGGGGGUUUUUGGAGGAGGAUUUUGCAAAAGUAGCCGAGUAUUUUGAUGCAGCUGUGAAGUUGGCCUUGAAGAUCAAGGCUGCUGCCAAAGGUACUAAGUUGAAGGACUUUGUGGCAAUUCUGGAAUCAGAUGGUGAAAUUCAAUCUGAGAUUGCAAAGCUUCGCCACGAGGUUGAGCAGUAUGCUAAACAAUUUCCAACUAUUGGAUUCGAGAAAGAAACAAUGAAAUACGGUGAAUGAAGUCCUGACCACACAGAUCAUUGUUACAGGUCAAACCCCUAUCUCCACUCUGAUAAGUGAAUAAGCACAAUGCUUGACGUAAAUUGAAUUAUUUGGGAGCAUUUCUGUAGCGAAAUGCAGUUUCAUUCACUUUUAAUACACAAAAUACAAUCUUGCAGAUAACUUUUCUGAACACGAUUAAGUGUCUACCUCAAAGAUGUUUCCUAUACGAAAGGAGAUAGGGAUAAAAAAAAAUUCAAUACAAACUACGAAUUUAGUUUUUUUUUUUUUUUUUUCUAUUUCUUUUUCCUUUGCCGAUUGUAAUACUUGAUUACUUGAAGUUUCUUGUCCACAUUGUAACUCUGUUAUUUCUUCUUAGUUUCUCAAUAACCGAUGCUAUUUUGUAUCGA